Coniosporium apollinis CBS 100218 is the source of this 1272-nucleotide messenger RNA. RefSeq lists its product as uncharacterized. Lineage: Eukaryota; Fungi; Ascomycota; Dothideomycetes. The transcript is spliced from 2 exons. The record is from RefSeq and is a predicted model, not a curated record. Bases 1 to 1272 code for a protein of 423 amino acids.
AUGUCCAAUGCCGACGUCUCCGGCUCGGUGCUGUCGAUAAUCGCGGCGUUUACCAGCGGACUCGAUAUCUUCAAGAAGCUCGCCGAGAGGCGGAAGAGCAGGAAGAGCAAACAUGCCCAUCCGCGGCCCGUGCAGCAGAGCCAUGAGGAGCUGCAGCUGGCCAACUCGCUGAGGAGAGGGCCGAUAGACAUCCAACGGGAGUACGAGCGCAACGUCGCUGGAGCUGGAUGGCGAUUUGCCCAAGGCGAUGCAAUUGCGCAAGCAUCGCUCGCCGAAACCCUCCUCAAACUCAACACCGGCCUCGUAGGCAUCAUCACAUCCUUCCUAAGCGGCGACAAAAACGAUGUACGCCUUGACUACAAGUCGCUGGCCACGCUUUCCGAUGACUCCAGGGUGGACGCUGUCAACACGCUGAGCCACCUAUACCAUCGGCUGUCGCAGUCGGAUCUCAUGCUAUACCAGCCCAAACCUGGCUGCGCACAAUGUGGCAGCCUGAAGCACGAUGACUGCUCCCCAAGCGCAAAAAAGCCCGGCGCAGGGCAGCGGACCAAGAAGCAACCUGCAUUUAAGCCGCCACAAGCCCGACCGCCGCCCAAGAGUAUGGUAAAGACCGAGUAUGUCAUAGUUCGGCGACCACGCAACAAGAGGGCUACAUCAUCGUCAACUGCCAGUUCAAACGUCUCCGCUGGAUCUGCUCCAUCAUCCAAGUCUGCCGCGUCAACAGCACCAACAACGCCCUGCACAUCUCCUCUCCCAUCCCCGGAUAUCGCAACGAGCUACCCGUUUCCAGCUCUACCGCUGAGCCCGCGGCAGGACACAAGACCGUCCAACCCUCCACCAGCCUACUCUCGCAACCCCAUAUCGCAGCAGCGCACCGAGACCUGGGCGGCAGCGCAUGCCAUCUCCGAGCUGCCCGCGCACACUGCAGCCCCCAGCCCCCCACUACCAGAAAAACCACUCGCGCCAAUCGCGCACCCACAACCUCAUCCCAUCGUCCCCCCCAAACCACCAGAGCUGCGCUCAACGCCUACUCAGCCAACAGGUAUUCCGCUCGCCGCCCGCCGACUGAACAAGCAGACCCUGUCCACCUACACGUUCGCGUCCGACAGCACAAAGCUCGGCGAGAUUCCCAUGCGGAAGUGGAUCGAGCCAUACGACUUCGUGGCGAUGGAGAAGCUGAACGAAGAGGCGAAGGAGACGGGCUGGGUGCCGCCGCACGCGGUUCCGGCGCCGAGGCCGAGGAGGGGUUUGUUCAGGUUUUUCAGACGGUGA